This is a messenger RNA of Aspergillus welwitschiae, 864 nucleotides long. RefSeq names its product fumarylacetoacetate hydrolase family protein. NCBI's taxonomy places the organism in Eukaryota, Fungi, Ascomycota, Eurotiomycetes, Eurotiales, Aspergillaceae. Gene Ontology annotation, molecular function: catalytic activity. The transcript has 4 exons. The record is from RefSeq and is a predicted model, not a curated record. Bases 1 to 864 code for a protein of 287 amino acids.
AUGGUUUCAUGGACACACUUGAUCCGAUUCGUUGCCAUUGAGGACCACCAGAUUCACCUGGGACAGCUUGUUGACACGUCUCGAGAUGUCGGUCAAGAUUCGGUCAAUGGAAAGGACAUAGCUGCAUAUCUUAUCGACGGUAAUGUAUUUGAUGGCCGAGUCACUGACCAAAUAUACCAUGUGAAGCAGUUGCUGUCGCCGAUAUCAGGGGAACAAUGUGACUACAUUCGUUGUCUAGGACUGAAUUACGCAGACCAUGCCAGAGAGUGCAACCUCGAGCUACCAAAGGCCCCCAUACUCUUCACAAAACCUCGUUCGGCGCUGUCUGGUCCGUAUCCCGCACCAAUCAACAUUCCCAAGUGUGCCCAAGAUGGGACGAGUGAUUACGAGGCCGAGCUCUGCGUUGUUAUCGGCAAGACAGGCAGGGAUAUCCCUGAAGAAAAAGCUCUAGAUCACGUUCUCGGCUAUACUGCGUCCAACGACAUAUCGGCGCGUGGCUUCCAAAGGGUCAAUGCACAGUGGUCUUUCUCUAAAGGACUUGAUGGGAGUUGCCCCAUAGGCCCUGUCCUCGUGGCUCCGUCGGUUAUCCCGGACCCGCAGAAACUGGUGAUCAAGGCUAUCUAUAACGAUACGGUCGUUCAAGAUGGUCACACAAGAGAUAUGAUCUUCAAUGUGAAGAAGCAAAUUUCAUAUCUUUCGCAAGGUACUACACUGGCAGCCGGGUCUCUCAUUCUUACAGGAACGCCCGCCGGCAUUGGCUGUUUGAGGAAGCCUAAGGUAGUGCUCCAACACGGUGAUUCCAUCUGCAUUGAAGUCGGUCAGAUUGGGACCCUGGUUAACAAGGUGCGCUACGAGGAACGGUAG